AUGGCCUGCGAGCCAGACCCAGUUGAACUUGCGGCUUGUCGAGAGCGGACAGGCUGGCCGGGGCGCUGCCAACUUUCUGGCUGCACACUGGCUGCGUCCUCAGUGGCUGCAGCGAAGUCUUCGAGGGCCUUCGAUCUGAUUCCGUACGAGGUCGUCAACGAACUUCGUCACUUCUUCUGGGCCGACAGGACAAUGACAGCUCCAGGACCCGGCUGGCUCGGAGAUGGUGUGCAAUCAGACAAUGGCCCUUGUUUCGAGCGGGCCCCGCACCCUCAUGACGAGGCUGCGAGCAUUAUGACGCUGCCGGACGAGGAGCGCACGCUGCUGAAACAGCCUCCCUGCUUCACACGGCCACCUCUGUAUGCUGCUGUGCGUGUGCCAACGGGUCACGACGAGUCUAGCCGCCUGCAUCCCCGGGCGCAGCCUGGCGAAUUGCUAGGGCAGGCGCCGGCUGACGACCUCUCAUGA
Molecule: messenger RNA, 468 nt
Organism: Macroventuria anomochaeta
Lineage: Eukaryota; Fungi; Ascomycota; Dothideomycetes; Pleosporales; Didymellaceae
Exons: 2
Coding region: 1-468 (155 amino acids)
Source: RefSeq, a predicted model, not a curated record